Pseudopipra pipra is the source of this 12711-nucleotide messenger RNA. RefSeq names its product docking protein 6 (gene DOK6). Gene Ontology annotation, cellular component: cytoplasm. The transcript has 8 exons. Gene Ontology annotation, biological process: positive regulation of MAPK cascade; Ras protein signal transduction; cell surface receptor protein tyrosine kinase signaling pathway. The coding region runs from base 275 to 1270 and encodes 331 amino acids. The record is from RefSeq and is a predicted model, not a curated record. Lineage: Eukaryota; Metazoa; Chordata; Aves; Passeriformes; Pipridae.
CGGGGGCAGCGAGGGGCCAGCGGGGGAGCGGAGCGGCCGCCACCGCCCCCCGGGGCGGUGCCGGGCGAAGCGGAGCCGGGCGGCCGCGGGAGCGGCGCGGAGCGGGCGGAGCGGAGCGCGGCGGCUGCCGCUGCCUGGAUGCCAGAAGCGCCUCUGGAGCCAGUGGCCGGCGGCACCCGGGAGGGCCCGGGGGAGGAGGAGAAGGAGGAGGCGGCGGCGGUGGAGGAGGAGGAGGACUCCGGGCGCGGAGGGGAGGAAGCAGGCAGCGCUGGCCAUGGCCUCCAACUUUAACGAUAUAGUCAAACAGGGCUACGUGAAAAUCCGCAGCAGGAAGCUGGGGAUUUUCAGGCGUUGUUGGUUGGUUUUCAAGAAGGCUUCCAGUAAAGGGCCCAGGAGGUUAGAAAAAUUUCCAGAUGAGAAGGCAGCAUAUUUCAGGAACUUUCACAAGGUAACUGAGCUGCACAAUAUCAAAAACAUAACCAGAUUGCCUCGGGAGACAAAGAAGCAUGCAGUGGCAAUUAUCUUUCAUGAUGAGACAUCAAAGACAUUUGCGUGUGAGUCAGAACUAGAGGCAGAGGAGUGGUGCAAACAUCUUUGCAUGGAGUGUCUAGGAGCCAGGCUCAAUGAUAUAAGUCUUGGGGAACCAGAUUUGCUUGCUGCUGGAGUUCAGAGAGAACAAAAUGAACGAUUCAAUGUAUAUCUUAUGCCUACACCAAAUUUAGAUAUCUAUGGGGAAUGUACAAUGCAGAUCACACAUGAAAACAUAUAUCUCUGGGACAUCCACAAUGCCAAGGUCAAGCUGGUCAUGUGGCCUCUGAGCUCUUUGAGGAGAUACGGACGUGACUCAACGUGGUUUACAUUUGAGUCUGGAAGGAUGUGUGACACAGGAGAAGGGCUGUUCACGUUUCAAACACGGGAAGGAGAAAUGAUAUAUCAGAAAGUCCAUUCUGCAACACUGGCAAUAGCAGAACAACAUGAAAGAUUAAUGAUGGAAAUGGAGCAGAAGGCAAGGCUCCAGACCAGUCUGUCUGAACCAAUGACUUUAUCCAAGUCGAUCUCACUUCCUCGUAGUGCGUAUUGGCACCACAUCACCCGGCAGAACAGCGUUGGAGAAAUCUACAGUUUACAAGGGCACAGCCUCAGCUCAGCAAAGGUGUCCCGGGCACAGACAUUUCCCAGCUACCCCUCGGAGCAGGACGAGGAGCACCAGCAGUCCCUCUCGUUGGCCAGCAGCUAUGCCUUCAGCUACGGCUCGGGGCUGGUGCAAUGACAGCCGGGGGCGUCCGGCUGAGACAGACAGUUAAGCCUGGAGCCUGCCUCCAGGGCCAGGGAGCCACUGGCCCCCUCCACACCCACCAUUUGCCGUGAAAACUGAUGCCUACCAGCUCCAGCCGGGUCACCGCCAAUGCAGAAACCUGGAGAGGCGGCUUCCCUGAAGCAGAGGCUAAGUCUUUAUUUAUUUAUUUUGCCAUUCCUUUUGUCAAUAUGUUCAGAAAGGAGGGGUUUGGGGGGCUGGGGGGAGGGAGGAAGGGGGACAUGUUCGUGUUGUGAAAAAGUGGUGGAAACAAAUGAAACUGUGUUGGUUGAUGUGAAGGUUUCUGCAUGACCGGAGAAGGUUCCUUCUGGGGCUCCAUCACGAUGGCGCAUUUGACAUUGGGGCCUUCCUUCCCACCUCCACCAGCAUGCCAGCCUGUCUUCACCCGUAACCUUUUUAGGUCCUUGCUGCAGCCUACUGAUUCCCACUGGAGUCACUGAAAUGUCACCAACUCCAGAUGCAGCAUCAGUGCUCUGGGGGUCACCUUCAGAAGCAAGCAAGUUCACUCACUACUGUAGAGGGUGGUUGGGUGUUUUUUGAGCCAGACACCAACACAUACUAGAAUAUCAGGCUGAUAUGUUUUGUUGGGAAUAGGGUUUGAUGUGUUAAGGUAAGGUUAUUGCCUGGUCCAGCUCUAAUCUUAAAUUCCCGGGGCACAAAUUCAUCGUGUACUAAUACCAGUGCAAUUCUCGUGAUGCCUCUGAGAGCUGUGAAUAUCCAUGUCAGCAGCACAGUCUUGUUCUCAAAGCUGCUGCGAUGUCUUCUUAUUUGCAAAUUAUUUAGGUAACCAUGCCUGCAAGCCUGACUUUAAAAAGCGGGAAAACUGUUUUUUAGACAAAUAAAAGUGGGCCACAUCCCCAGCUGGCGACCGCCUGUGCCACAGCUUGGCCAGAUAUGGUAGAGCUGAGCUCUGGUCUUGUCUUUCUGGUCAGCGUUACUUUGAUUUUCUCCGUUUCCUUCUCAAAUUUCUGUUUUAAAUGCACAUUGUAUCUUGUAUGAUCAUGUGUCAAGAAUCUGUUUACUUUCAAAAGGAGGAUGAGUACGUCUCAAUGGAAGUUUUCUGUCUUUGGAAGACGUCUUUGAAAAAUGAACUGUAGUAGGUGUUUGUAAUCAGUAACGAGGGAAUAAGUUGGAAGGCAUACCUCUAAGUGGGGAAGGAGUUUUAUCUAUCCUGGACAUUUAGAUUUUUGUAAGUGUUAUCAAACAUUUAUGUACUCCUCACGAUGCCCUGAAAUGUUUGAAAUUGUGAGGAGAAAAAUCUGCCCUCUUGUAUGAUCUGAGCAGCUUUGUGUUCUGUUCCCAGUGUGAAACAAUUGCCAUGAUUACCAGAGGGAUUCAUCUCAUUGGUUGUUUCUCAGGACAAGUUGAGGAAACGUAUCAAGGAGGAGACAUGUAGACUCUUUUCCAAUGAAACAAUAGAGUUUAUGUACCAUAAUUUAACUGAAAAAUGCUGUUGGGUUGUUUUAUAUAUGCACAUAUAGAUAUAUGUAUUAAAAGGUAUAGAAGAAACUUCUGCUUUUGAUUAAACAUUUACUGAUACAGUAUGUUCAGCUUUUCUCCAACCAUUUUCCAGGCAAAGAGACCUUGCAGACUUACAGCUUUCUACACCUCAGUGAACAGCUGCUGAAUAAAAAAAGCAUUGUGAUCCGCCUGAGUGGAGCACUUCUACCCCACCACAAUCACCAUUAUUUAUUUUUUCCCCUUUUUCCUUGUCUUGUUUGCUACCUCUUUUCCUUCUCGCAGUGCUGCCAUACUCAGGAAUAGAACAGCUCCCUGCAGAGAGUAUUUUGAUAAGCUAAAAUGAAAAACUGCUCUCCCACGCUGUCAGGGAGCUGUACCUGUGGUGCUCUCUGAGCUGUACCCAUCAAGGAAGCUUCAUUCACACUUUCAUUUAAGAAAAAAAUUUGAUUGACAUUUUGUUUAGGGAAAAUUUCCAGUUUGCAAAUGUUAAAUGAAAAAUGUGAUAUGAAAGGAUAGAUAUCCUGCUGGUGUAAUUCUGUUAUUCCAUGCAGCUUUGCCGAGUAUAUGCCUUUUGAGGAACUGGUCAGUUAUUUUUAUUCUUUUGCAACUGGGAUUCUUCCACUUGCCCUAAAAUUAUACAUAUUUUCUUUAAAACUCCUUGUAUUAGGUUUUCAAUAUGUUCUACAGAUUUCAAUGCUGUGUCCAUUUUCAUCUGCGACUUGAAUACUGGGCAUUUAAUAAUUACAUAUUCUACAUAGUCCCAAAGUGGGGAAAAGCCUAAACAGAAUACCAGAACUGCUUUAUAGUUCCACUGCCCAUGAACUUUAAGAACUUACCUAAAUCCUAAACCUAGUACUUUAACUGUGUUUAGAUAAAAAACAUAAGAUCUAUAUAAUGUGCUCUUUCCAUUUCCUGGGGAACGAUUGCUGUCUGUGGCUGUCUUCCUAUGCAGUACAUGAAUAUUGUGUAGUUAUUGAAAAUGUAGAUGCUAUUUUCAAAGAAAACACGAAAAAAAUGGAAGGAGGUGGGAUUGGCUGUGUAUAGCAGCUUUACUGAAUAUUUUGCUUUAGUUGCAAACCAUCCUCUCAACUCAUACAUUCAGAAAAUAACUGUGAGGUCUCAUUUUGUAGCAAUACACAGAAUAUUUAACUCCAGGACAAAGCUGGAGAACACAACCAAUCAAAAGCAUAUCUGACUUGUUGGGAACCUAUUUCUUGUGGAGACUAAACACAAGCACACUGGAAGUUUAAAAUAACGAUGCAACUUCACAGUGUCCUGCAACACAGUCUAAGAAAACCUGGCACCUGAAGCACAAAGGUAUUCAGCAGCCAUUGGAUGCUGCCAUUAGUGCCAUUCCAGAACAGAAGAUGAUAUUGCUGUAACAUUAGUGUAUUCACAUAGCUUCCACAAAUGUUCCUCAGAAAAGCUCCAUGAGAACCAGGCAGACACUGCACCAACAGUUUGCCAGAAAAUUCUGUUUUCAUGGAAUUGCUUUUAUUCCUGGCGUAUGCCUGUUGAUAAUCUAAGUGAUGCCCCACUGAGACUACUUGGUACAGCUCCUAGUGUUUCCACCAGAAGGAAAACUGUCUUUUGGAACACAUGGUAGAGCUGCCUGCCUAGAGACUACAAUGGCCUUUAAAUAGACCCAGGGACCCCAUGGGACCCUGUUCAAGUCUCGGCUUUCUUCAUGUGCAAGGCACACAGAUAAUACAUCUGCUCCUGACCCAAGAGUUGCUCUCUGUUUUCAGCUAAUGAGCUGUGAAGAGAUGGAGGGCAACAAAAUGUCUUCAGUGGUAACCAGGUGCAGCUGGUACAAAUGGAACUUAACAUUAGUACAUUAUAAAAUAGAAGAAAUAAAAUAAGGCUCUUUCUCUCACUUCAGUUCUGAGGAUGUGUUAUGAAUAUAUAACUAUAACCAUGACUUACAUUUUUUAAAAAUCACCCUUGAUAACAAUAUACUCGCCUCUAUGAACAAAUAGCACACAGCGUUACUAAAUAUAGUUACUAAUAUAUCUUAACUGUGAAUAUUAUAGAUUGAUGCAUGUUGGCACUUUUGAUUUUCAAGUCACUUGGUGCAGAAAAGGUGAAAUUGAAAGAGACUGGUAAUAAAUCAUCAAAUGGUGCUAAGGAACUUGAAUAGUCUCAUUUUUUAAACAGCUACAUGUUGUUAUUGAUAGUUUAAAUCGUCUGUGGUUAUAUUAAUUUAAAACAAUUUUAUCUGCCUAUGUAAAGGAAAAGAAAGAAGAAUUUCUUGUUGCAUGGAGUUUGCUGUUUUACUGAGUAAAUAUUUAGGCAUUACUCUCUGUGACAGGCUGUGAUUCCAGAUCCUCACAUAUAUCAAGUCUAUGCAAAGUUCUGUUGCUGGGGUUUUUUGCUGGGUUUGUUUUCUUCUUUUUUUUCCACAAAAGCUACAAGUAAAGCUUGAAAAUAUAUUGACAAACCAAAGAAGUUUGUUAUACAUUGACAAUAGCUGCUCUUUUUUGUUUAGAAAAAAGUCUACCAUGACAUUUUGGGAAAAUCCUUCAUUUCAAAACACAUGCAUAGAAAUCCUGUUGCAAAGCAGAAAACUCUAAUCAAGUUUUGUUCUAGGAUAAUAGGACUUUGCUAGAAGGAGGGAUUGAAAUUGAGUAUUGGAGGACAAAAGUGUUUUAAAGUGCUCUCUAUAGCAAUAAUUUAAGUACAAAAUACAGCCUUCAGGCACCCAUUUAUUUAGAAGUUGCUACGUGCAGGCAGUCUGUGAAGACCUUUACCUGCUUAUGGCAAAGAGGAAAAAAAGAUGGGUCAUUAAUCAUAUUUCUCUAUUGAAUUUAUCAGAAAAUGAAUUAACUUCAUGCAUGUUCAGCUCUCCAGUCAGAUGGGCAAUGCUAUGAGAAGUAGUGGGGUUUUUUGAGAUAUUUAGUCUCUAGGAAUUGACAAAGACCAUCAGCCUGUAGCAUAUAAACCUCUAACUCAGACUUAGCUCACCAGCCACAUGUACCAGUUUUCAUCUGGUAACCUAGAAACUGCAGGGUGAGAAAAUAUAAGAUUCUUGAAUGGCUGUGCUUUUAUCAUGAAAUAAUUAUUUUUUUAUCAUGAAAGAAUUAUUUUCUUCCUAAAAAGGAAGGAGUAAUGAAUUCCAAUUAAUCUCUACUUUAGUGUUUAAUAAGAGUGUGUUUGUGUUCCUUUUUAUACCUGCUGCAAAGGAGUAAGUGUGGUUUUUAUCCACACACAGAAUACAUUGGACAGUGGAGAAAGUGUGAAAAACUGCUGUUUGAUUACAAGAACACAUCCAACAGCACUGGAAAGUUUCAUUUUUCCAUACAUCAUCCAAAUAAUUGUGACUCUUUCCAAACACACUUAUCACACAACAUGAUCUAUUAGAAUGUUACAUUUUUCAUCACAGACUACUGGUCAGUAUGCCUGCUUAUAUUUUGUAAGUAGAGGGUAAUGACUGUGCAACACCAUUGCAAUGGCAUAACUUUAAAAUCAAAGAUUGGAUGUAGGGUUGGAUAUAUGAAUUCUGCAGUUCUUGCACUCCAUGAAGGGUGCUGUGUUUGUUCUUGAUAGUGUCAAUAAAUGCUCUUCCCUUUUUGUUUUAGAUAAAAAGGUACAGUAUAUUGGAAACAAGUAUAGGCAUGUGGUGGAAUGAAAGAAAUGUCAAAGAAUAUUGACUCACUUUUUGUAACAAGAAGUUUGUCUCUCUGUCCAGGUCCUUACAAGACAAUAAAUGGUUAUGGGUGAAGGUGCUGUAUAUUCAGCAAUUGUUUAAAUGGCAUUAUGCUUAGAAACCUAAGUAGUAGAAUCUGCUGGUGAAUUGGUGCUGUUAAAGAAAAUAUAAAUUUCACCUUCCAGAGAUGCUUUUCACAUCUUUACGUGCAUAUGCAGCUCGGCAGAUUUUUACAGACACGAUUAAAACAGAUAUGAAAGGAACUGAGGUUUAAGUAUGAUUAAAUAUAAUUAAAGCAUUUUAAAAUGUCCAUAUUGUUAUGGAUAUUGCAAGUUGUAAUGGAGACAGUAUUUCCUUUUCAACUAAAUGCAAGCUCAAAAAAUAAUGUGCUCCCUAAUAUGAAGUUAAUCUUUUUAAAUAUCACAUUCAAAAUCCUAAAGAAUUAAUUUCAUUGGGGUUUUUUGUUUCUUUGUUACAGAAAUGCUCAUGAGGUUAAAUAGAUUUACUAUGUUCUCUUACAGUCCUGGGGCUGUCAAGUGUAUUAAUACAUUCUACAGUAGAUUUUUUCCUGUGAGAAUAUUUGGCAUGAAUGAAGUUAAUUUUUAAUUAGGCUACACAUUGUUUUCAGUCUUUUUUUGAAAUUUUAUGAAAGCAAGACAACAGUGGGCAUAGAAAAUAGCACAAAAUUAAUCAGCUCUUUUGGCAAUUCCAUACCAGUAGCAAAAAUAAAGAUUUCAGUUAAAUAUUUAUUCUCAUCACUGCUCCUAUAGUUGCAACAGAAUAAAUGAUGUAAAGUAAAAUUAUCCUUGUUUGUGUUGGUUGUUGCAUUUCCUGAGUUUCAAUAGAUGACAGGAGAUAUCCAAAACUGCUUUGUAUCAAUUGUAUGAUUUAAGAUGGUUGUAAGAAAAAACAGACAAUACAGGAAAAAAAAGUGUUAUGACUUCUACUAAAGAAUGAAACACACUAAGCUUUUAUUUCUUUUUACUUCUUUGAAAAGCAUCAUUAUGGUAGAGAAUUUUUUAAAAGGAAAUGAAAAACAGGGUAAGAAAUCAACAAAAAUACAAACAGAUUCUAUAAUCUUUAAAAAGAUUAGGAGAAAUUAACAGACAUUUAAGCACACAGCAAUGGGCCAUGUUGAAUGCAAAACAGUUUCCUGGAGCAUUUAACUUCUUCUGAAUUUAUCAGGAGCAGGAAACAAUGUUUUGUGUUCAGUCUAACUCAUAGCACAGAUUUGCUCUACAACAAUGGAGUCAGGAGUGCUGGUCUCAUUUUCCCUCACCUGGCUGGAAUAACAAAGUGCCAGUCUGCCUAACAUGCAUUAUGCAAUAUAGAUGCUUGAAAAAUAGUACUUUGCACAAUGCACUGUCAUUGUUAUCACACAGCUUUGUGAAAGUUACUGCAGCCAGCUAUUAUGAAUAAUAUGAUUUCACGGCUGAUCAAAUUCUGGAUAAUAAAAGCAACAUCUGCAUUUAUGUUGCAUAAAAAUACAUACAUAGGUGCUCAACCUUUAUUUAGCUAAUUACAGAACAAUUUGACAGAGUUCUGUGGGAAAGUUCCUCCCAUUCUACCAUUGUUGGGUAAAUUAGAGAAAUUUAAAAGAAAAUAAUAAAUAUCUGCUUCAGAGUAUUAUUUCAGAGAGAAAAAGGAAUUAAUUUUAGUACAUGUCAAUAUUUCUAACAAAUUUCUCUCUUCAAAUACACAUACAGACAUCAGCACAAAUAGAGAAAGGUAUUGGGAAAAAAAAGAAAAAGGAAAGAUACUGUGUAUUUGUUUGCCUAUACCUUAGUGUGAUAAGCUAUUGAUCACUUAAAUCAUUUUAUAAAACUUAGUGGUUAAUACUACAAAAGAAUUAUUUAAUGUAACAACCUAGUUGUAUAAACUUUUAAGAGAAGUUUUAAAUAUCCUUUAGAACCACUGAGAUUUUUUUUUUCUGAAAAUAAAAAGUUCUCUUUUUAAGCAAGCAUAAGGUUGGAAGAAAUACAUCAGCCAUUGCUAGUAAUUCAUAUUAGUUAUUUUAUCUAAUUAUACCAGCUAACAAUGUGGAUAGUGUGGAAGUAAUAAACGUAUUAUUCUUUAGAAACUUGUCUUAGAUAGCUUUAUGCAUUUCCUUUGGUAUUUCUAACUCAAACAUUAUGUCCUAAGUUGUAUGUAGAGAUAUAUAACUGCAAGACUAUAGCACAGAUAGUAAGGUAAAUCUACAGCUUUACAAAUCAAGCCUAAUCAGGGCCAAGAAACUAGUCAGAGCAGUGGCACAGUACUGUGGCAUGGUGGCAGCCUGCCCCAGUAGUCUCUGAGCUCCCACAGGUGAGGCUAUCUCAAUGUUCCUGAGAAGAGUUGGCAGACUCAUCAUGUCUUUAUCCCAUGGCUAUCCAGGUGCUCAUCUUCUUCUCAUAACUCUUAAUGCAUUUUACAAUUAGAAAAGAACAAAAAAAAAAAGUUAUGGGCAAAAGCAGACACAAGGACACUCCUGCUGGAGGAAUGUCCUACCAAGCCCUGCAGGCUCUUCUCCAUCCUUAAAAUAUGAGUUGUUUCUGUGCCGCUUCAGGGAGCAAGGGAGAGGGGGGUUAUGUCUGAUGCAGGUUGGGGGAGAACUGGGCCAGGGUCUCCCAUUUCCUAGCUGAUUUGGCAGAUAGGGUGCUGGAUGAACCAGCAUUUCAUGUGAUAGUGAAAAGCCUGAUCCAUUUUAGUGUUUUGAAGACUACUGUGGGUCUCUAGCUUUGGGGUGGAACCUUUUGCACUAGAUAUCAAAGGGACUGUGACCACCCUGAGCCCACAUACCCUGACACAACACCCCAGCAAAGCAGGUUAUGAAGGCAGCCCAGAACAGUUCCCCAGGAAUAUGUGAGUGUUGGAAAGGUCUUUUAAGUUGCCUUACUUACACCUCAAAUAAUACAGUCUGAGAACUUGAUGUAUAGCUUCUACUCCUGGGGACUGCAGCCUAAAAGAACAUUUUAGCACCUAUCUUGUAGACAGACAGAGCUGGUUUUGGAAGUAGCCCUUAGUAUCAGGCUUACAAAGCUAUUUAGGGGGUUAACUCUUAUUGAGUAUCUCAGCUUUAAAGGAAAUAAGUCUAGGAGUACUAGAGAGGGAGUACUCACUGAGGCAGAGCUUCAACUACUGUAAAUAAAUACUAUUGAUUUGAACUUUCACAUAGCUUAAUAACAGAGUAGAUUUAAAGGAGCAUGAUGCACAUAAGAUUUAAAAAAAUCAGAGUCCUGGUGCCCUGGCAUCUUUAUGAUUGCAAAAAAUCCUCAUCAUCUCUUAAAAAAGAAAAAAAAAAGAAAAAAAAAAAAGAAAAAAACCCUAGACAUUAAUUUGGUAGUGAAAUCAAUCCUCUGAACAAUCCCCUAAAUCUGACAUCUUUUCUUUUUCUGAAGUAAGGUUUCUUAUUUGGAUCUCUCAUGAGCAAACAGAUGCUGGUAGCACCUAUACUUUAACUGUUCUGCCUGCUUUGUUGCCUUAGUCCUCUCCUCCUGUCCCCUAGUCCUGGGGAGGAGGCAGGUGGUAAAGCUGCACAGCACAGUUAGAACAAGCUAUUUCUGAGUGUUCUUGAAAAAAAUUAGGGGCCUAACAGAAAAGGUGGCUGGGAAUUUAGGGCAGGUGCAGGUCAGAAAGAGGACUACCCUGCCAAAUGUAGGAGUUUGGAGUCCAGCUUCUUGUGUUCCUUGGUGGGUCCAGCCCUUAAAGCAGUCUGUUUCCUCACAGACUUAUUGUUUUAUCCCAAGGUGCACAGCCAUGGGAGAGCAGAAGACAAGCAGAAAGAGCAGUAUCAUGAAUAUAUUAGUGUCAGAGAAGCUCUUUAAGGUAAAGGAAUGUAUCUGAAAUGAAAAAAAGAAGAUAACAGGUUCUAAUUUUCACCUCCUUUCAUAAACUGUGAGUUUCUUAUUCAUCCUGUUUAUCCAAACUGGUGAUUGUCUUUCCUACAUUCAGAAGUCUUUCUCAAAGAGAUGUGAGUUUACACCCUUUAAAGGCGGUAGUCGUACUGAAUUGUCCUUUAAACAUUGAACUCAAAUGUUUACCUUUUUGACCCAGCAUAAAAGAUUAAUUUUAUUUUUAUGGAAAAGGUUUUACUUUUCUUUAAUCUCAGAUUUUCAUUUUCCAGUCACACAGAAGGCAGUUACCCUAGAAUACCCUUAAAGGUGUUCAAGACUCGGGUUUUUAAUGACAAUAUGUUUUACUAUAUUUCUUUCAUUUCAUCAAGGUUUCUAAGACCUUAAAACAAUCACAGAGUUAUUUUGCAGUUUAGAUAGUAUGUUGAGCUGGUUACUUUCCAUAGUUAUGUCAUUCUGCUUCCUUGAUUUAUUUCCUCUCUCUUAAGUAUUUGAUCGAAUGGUACAGCAUGAAAUAGCACAGUAAUUGUUCAAAAUAAAAUUUCCAAAUUAUAGUUGAUGAAGUUUAUUCAAAAGAAAUGAAAAAAUUUCCAAAAGGAUAGGACAAAUCUGUGGUAAAUAUUGAAACUAAACAGCAAUAAACAAUAGUUUGUACUAUUUUACACCAGAAAGUCUACUUAUAUAAUCCAAACAGCAAACAAACUCUUGCUGGGUGCCAUUCUGACAGAUUUAUAAAAUAUUUAAAGAGUUUUAAUAUUGCAUUUCAAAUUGAACUUUUGGAAGUUUCUCUUGUGUGUAGCUUACUAGUUUUUAAACCAAUGAGAAUAUCGAUACAUUUUGGGUUGUUUUGGUUUUGGUUUUAAAUUGUAUCAGUCUCUUGUUCAGCUGCUGUUCACUGAUAUUACUAUGGUCCAAAAAUGAAGCUGUUGUUUUGGGUCUGUUUUUUGAAAAAAAAAAUAAUAUAUUGUUCUUAUUAUGCUAUGUGUGAUGUGAUUUUCACUGUGGAUUAUCCUGUUAGAAGUAAUAUGUCUGCAGAAUUUGAAUUAAAACAGAUUAAAUACCUGCAAAGGUACGCACUACAGAUUUUGUUUUCUUCCUGAAAUCUCAAAAAUAAGCAAUUGUUUUGAAAAGACAAGCUAAAAGUGCCAAGAGGGAAAAAUAAGGGCAUUACCAGAAAUAAUCAAAACAGUCUGGUAUUCCAGGUACUUAACUUCAACCUCUCCCCCUUUUUUUUUUUACCCUCAGUAAAGUAGGAAUGUAUUUUGAUUGUCUCUAUAACCAGUGAAACAAUACCAUCUUCUCAGCUUAUGGAUAUUUCUGUGUCAGGAUUCCAACUGAGAACCUCUGUGUAAUCAAAUCCAUUGCAUUAUCAUUUUGACAUUUUAAUAUCAAUGGGAUCAUAAGAAAUGACCCAAUGCUAAAAGGUUUUAUUUGUAAAGCUGUGUACAACUUAGAAUUAUCUGCUAUGACAUUUGAUAACUCAGGAAAUAAACCAACUUAUUAGUAGUACAGUUUUGUGUAUCCUCAUCAACUUCACAUGCAAGCAUUUAUAUAUCUUAAAACCUUCAGUAAGUGAAAUUAAAAAACAAAAAACAUCCCUUGCAGUGUGUCCUUGUUCGGGAGUACACAAAACCAAAAUAAGGUGUUUUCUAAUGGCAUAUGAAAUUGUAAACAAUGUAAGUCUUCAGUGAUAAGUUGAAAGGACACUUUAGUUUAGGAUUUUAGGUUUUUAGCUGAAUGACGCUAUUAUUGCUCAAAUAGCGAAGAGAAGCCUUGUGUCCAUGUUAUUCUCAGAAGAACCUAGACUCCUAUUUUACUGUGCAUGUGAAGAAAGCUUUCCAUUGGAGAAGGCAAUGCAAAAUGUGCUUUUCUCUGUCAGCUUCCUUUCUAACCAGCUGAGUAGAAAUGGUAUCUGAUUUGUAGGCAGACUUAUGAUGCCUCCACCACUAGCCCCUGUCAAAAAAAAAUAAAAACAAACAAACAAACAAACAAAACCACACCAUAUCCAGCAACACUUUUAAGUACACUUCAAGAGAAAAGGAGAAUCAAGCAUAGGUGGGCCAGGCACACAGUUUGUAGUAUGCAGACAUAUAUGAUUAUCAGCCAUCUUGGUAACAUCUUCAUUUACUGGGAUCCUGUCCUCAGUAAUUCAGCAGAUUUGUAAAAGGCCAAAAGAUGUGUAGAUCCUAAUUCUCAGGUCUGCCUUCUAGUUCUGUUUCUUUAAGGAUUAAAUUUUAUUUGUCUGUUUGUUCAAUUUCUGUGUGAUUUCUUCUGUAUUUUUCAGCAGAAUAUAUACAUAUGCACACAUACAACUACAUAUGUAUGUGUAUUGUUUUGUAAAUGUUCUCAGUCAUGCUUUUUUCUGCUUUGCAUCAUUUAUUCAUAUACCUUCCAUGUUCUCAUUUAUUUUUUGUGCAACUAAACCUUAUAAUAAAUUAUUAAAUAUAGCCUAAAAGUGA